Bipolaris sorokiniana ND90Pr is the source of this 759-nucleotide messenger RNA. RefSeq lists its product as uncharacterized. The record is from RefSeq and is a predicted model, not a curated record. Lineage: Eukaryota; Fungi; Ascomycota; Dothideomycetes; Pleosporales; Pleosporaceae. The transcript has 3 exons. Bases 1 to 759 code for a protein of 252 amino acids.
AUGCACUCCUCAAACAAAAGUCAACUUGGCAACUACAACAAGAAAUUGGACUUGGACUGGGAUACCAAGGUUGCCAUCUUGGAUGGACUAGUGAAUCCCAACACGAUUCGGUCUGAUAUCACGCCUAGCUGCAGUACUGGCAACUCAUCAAUACGCAACGUCAGCAUUGUCACCUUUACGAAUCACGGUUGCGAGCCUUUGGGACAAGAAAAUGGCUCAGAAUUCCAGCAGUGCCCAGGAGCCGAUGCGAGCUGGACCUUUCCAAUCAUGAACUUCCUAAAUGCCGUGGCGGCAACAUGCUCAUUCUACUCCUGCGUCCGCGACUAUGCCGGAACUGUCCGCAACACCACCUUCACCGAGACAGUCAUAAACGAAACGCCAAUAAAAGCAGCAAGAUCCUCUAUGGACGACAACGUUUACGACUUCAAAGACCUCAUCCACGCAAGGAGUCUUGGGAAAUUCAUGGAUUCCAUCAUGAACGGAAAGUGCUCCGCCAUUCCAGGAAUUGACCCCGAAUUUUAUAAAAACGACUACAAAACCCUGAGGUGCUACCCCUGGCAGCUCGAGGCCCUGGUAAACACGGGCCUCGCCAGCUUCGAUACCAUCGAUCGCAACAUGCAAUCCGUCGCGAUGGCCAUUAUGAGCGAUAUGCGCAGAAAAGGGUCUUACUAUAAUCCUGAGUAUCCCAUUACUUCGCCUAUAUUCGUUACAGGAACAGUUAUGUGCACAACAAAUUGCACAAAGUUCGAUUGGGUAUAG